Molecule: messenger RNA, 1086 nt
Organism: Lodderomyces parapsilosis
Lineage: Eukaryota; Fungi; Ascomycota; Pichiomycetes; Serinales; Debaryomycetaceae
Product: DNA-3-methyladenine glycosylase II
Exons: 1
Coding region: 1-1086 (361 amino acids)
Biological process (GO): base-excision repair, AP site formation; base-excision repair; DNA alkylation repair
Cellular component (GO): protein-DNA complex; nucleus
Molecular function (GO): DNA-3-methyladenine glycosylase activity; alkylated DNA binding; DNA-7-methylguanine glycosylase activity
Source: RefSeq, a predicted model, not a curated record
AUGGGUGCAAUCACCAGGUCCAACAAAUCAGGGUUAAAGACCGCUGAAAACACGUCUCAAGUGUACCCGUUGGCAACUGAUAUACCAACAGGUAUCAAGAAACCCAAAUCAAAUGGAGUUUCAAAACCAAAACCGAAAACAAAGAGCAAACCAAUACCAAAAGCACCCAAAAAUCCAUCGCCAAUAAUUGAUGCUACUGACGCGUCAAUCAAGAAGCAAACCAAGGUUGAACCUUUGGAAGUACCUCUGGACUUAACAUUACCACAAGAGUUUCUUGAUUAUCACACGCCUGGAUUCAUCGAAGGUGUGAAAUACUGUAUUGAAAGAGACCCAUCAUUACAUCCCAUUAUCGUACGGGAAAAUUUCACUGGGUUUGGGUCCAAAGCAUUUGACGAGAAAUUGGCCAAAGCCGAUGAUGAUCGUAUUCAUUUAUACUGGUAUAGCUUAGUACGGUCAGUGAUUGCACAACAAGUGAGCGGAGCAGCUGCAAAGUCAAUCGAGGGCAAGUUUAAAAGCUUGUUCACUGGUGGUGAUGAUGGAGUUAUACCGACUGCGAAAGCAACACUUGACAUGUCAGAAGAACAAUUGCGAAGUGUUGGGUUAUCUCGACCCAAAGUCAAAUAUGUUCAACAUAUAAGUCAAGUUUUCGCUAACUCGAAUGAAAAAUUGACUUCAUUAGAUUUCUAUCGCAGUGCAACCGUUGAUGAAAUAUACAAUGAAUUGUGUAAAUUAAAGGGGAUUGGGCUAUGGUCAGCCAAAAUGUUUGCCAUUUUCACUAUGGAAGAGUUGGAUGUAUUUGCUGAAGAUGAUUUGGGUGUUGCUCGUGGGAUGGCCAAGUAUCUUGAACAAAGACCACAUGUGUUGCAAAGAGCUAAAGAAGAAGUUGCUAACGAUGAUUCAAAACAGACUGCGUUAAAGAAACGAUCAAAAUUUUAUAAUAAGCUGGAUUCGAAACGGACUUGGAAACCUAUUCAUGAUGUGUAUGUUUUACAUAUUGCUGAAAAGUUUAAACCUUUUCGAAGUGCGUUUAUGAUGAUUUUAUGGAGAUUGAGUCUUACAAAUAUAGACGUGUUGGAUAAAGAGUAG